AUGGCUAAUCUGGAAGAUGCAGGCAAGGGAGACAAGAAGCCGGAAGGUUUCCCAUUGACGAGGUCAGAAGGGCUCAUUCUGGUCAUGGAUACCCCAAAAGGACGAGGGGUAUUCGCCAGUAAAGAUAUUCCAGGACGAACGGUCCUCGAUGUCUCCCCAGUGCUUGUUUUGGAUCCGGUGGAAAACGAGAAACACAUUAAAAACACCAUGUUGUUCAAUUACACAUACAACUGGCCACACACUACUUCUGCAGCUAAGAUGAACGACCAUGAUACGCCUUCAAAAUCACCAUCGACUACGCAGGCUGUCAUCCUUGGUCUCGGAAGCAUGUUCAACCACUCAACCCUCCAUCAAAAUGUCGGCUGGGAGCGAGACAUAAAAAACCUUCUCGUAACCUACAUUGCACUUCGAGAUAUCAAGGCCGGAGAAGAGCUGUGUAUUUCCUAUGGUCAAAGACUCACAUUUAAGGAUAAGGACGAAGAGGAGAUAGAGCCACAGACAGAAGACUGGGCAGAUGUCAUGAAUAUAAUUGACUUGAUUGGUUGA
Drepanopeziza brunnea f. sp. 'multigermtubi' MB_m1 is the source of this 546-nucleotide messenger RNA. RefSeq lists its product as uncharacterized. Gene Ontology annotation, molecular function: protein binding. NCBI's taxonomy places the organism in Eukaryota, Fungi, Ascomycota, Leotiomycetes, Helotiales, Drepanopezizaceae. The record is from RefSeq and is a predicted model, not a curated record.